GUACAUCCGCUCUCCCCUCCUCCUAUAGUUGUAACCUCGGAGAUCUGAGGGGAAGGGCGGAAGCAAGGCUGCACGGGGCGCAGAUUUGCACUUCACAGCGGCGCAUGCGCAGUCGGUCCAGAAGAGUUGUCGCGGUGCAGGAUCCGGGGUACACUGCACUUUCCGCCGCUACACGCCGCUCUCCUGCCCGUCCACUCCGCUCUCCCGCCCGUCACCCGGUCUCCAGGCGCCCCUUGUGAGGUGUGAGGUGAUUGUUUCCAGGCCCCCCGCCGCCUGUACCCGUCUUUCCCGCGCUCUCCCGGAUCACGUGUUCCCGCCGUUAUGGCCUCCACAGCGCAGCCCGAAAUCUCCUCAGAGCUGGAGAAGAAAGAGGUGACCGGGGAGGAGGCGGACAACAACCCCGAGGAGCCCAUGGACGAGGAAGACGACGAAAACGAUGACGGGGCAGACGACGGGGACGUGGAGGAAGAUGUGGUCGUCCAGAUCGGGGCCACCUACUCGUGCCGGAGGCAGGACGGGACCUACCAUGAUGCAGAGAUUAUGAAAACCAGAAAGAGUAAGCAGGCGGGCAGAGAGGAGGAGUACUUUGUACACUAUGUUGGCUUGAACCGUCGCCAAAAUGAAUGGGUGGACAAAACCCAACUGGUGAUUCCCAAACCAGUGAAAGAAGGACAGGAGACUAACAAUACGGACCCGGAAACAACAGAGGAUGGAAAAGCUGCUCAGAAACGGAAAAAUGAGGAUGAUGCAUCAGACGCGAAGAAAGUGAAGGUUGAUGUUAAAAAUACUCCAACUAAUUCAGCAGCUGCAUCCGGGGAUUUUGCAGAAGAGUUGACUUGUCUUCUGUGCAGCGAGCUUUUCAAGGAUCCCGUCAUGGUGGAAUGCGGCCAUAACUUCUGCCGUAACUGCAUUGACAAGGCCUGGAAUGGCCAAGAAUCCUUUACCUGCCCUGACUGUAAGGAAGUAAUCACUGAUAAGAGGUACACCACCAAUCGGGCCCUGGCUAACCUGGUGAAGAAGACCGUUGGCAGCACUCCCACCCUGACCCCGGUUAAAUCUACAGAGAAGCCUAAACUUGCCGAGAAUUGUCCUGAGCACGAUGAGAGGCUGAAGCUCUACUGCAAGGAUGAUGGGAUCCUGAGUUGUGUCAUCUGCCGGGACUCUCUGAAACACGCAAGUCACACCUUCCUGCCCAUCCUGGAUGCCGUGGGAGUGUACAGGACAGAGUUGUCGUCCAUUGUGGCUCCACUAGAAGAAGCCCUCAAGGUGACGGAACUGCUGACCGAUCAACAGAGCGAGAAUGUAGAGAAGCACAAGGCAAAUGUCUCUGAGUUCAGGCAGCACAUUGUGUCAGAGUUUGAGAAACUGAACUCGUUCUUAAAGGAGCGACAGGAGAAGCUUCUGGAGCAGCUUCAGGAACAGGGAGAAACCCUGCUGAAGGAGAUGGAGGAGAACCAGGUCAAGAUGCAGGAUAACCAGGACGACAUUAAACAGACCAUUACUAUGGCCAACGAGAGGAUGAACGAUACGGACUCCAUCUCUUUCCUCACUGGCAUCAAGUCAUUCAUUGAGAAGUGCCAGGAGCAGCAGAAGGAUGUGAUGGUGGCCGGGAACACUCUUCUCUCCAAGGAUCUGUGUCAGGGAACUUUCAAAGGACCCAUUCAAUACUCUGUUUGGAAGCAGAUGCAAUCUUUCAUUGUGCCGUUGGAAUCAUGUCAGGAACCUUCUCCCUCUGGUGAACCUGAAAUGUUACUGCUGCCCUCCCCUACUGUGGAUUUUGCCAGUGAACAGCCAACAGUCCCAGUAAAGAAUUUGGUCUCGGCAGCGGCAUGGAAUCGCCAUGGUAAGGUUAAUUUGUCAUUGAAUAUCAUGAAGCAGCUGGAAUUACAGGAUAAAGUCAUCGAUAUAAGUAAGAUGCAGGAGGAGAAGAUCACAGAACAUAAGGCACAAAAGCAGCAGCUGUCUGAAUACAUCACCAAUGAGUUUCAGAAAAUGCACAAAUUUUUAAAUGAUGCAGAAAGAGAGCAGCGCCUCAAGCUGGACACAAUUUAUGAUCCAAUCCUGAAGGAAAUGGAGGAAAACAGGAAAAAACUCAUAAAGGAUCUUAAGAACCUAGAGAAGAACCUGGAGGAGUGUCAGAAGAAGAUGGCGGACGGUCACAUUGGGAUAUUACAGGAUAUCAGACAAUUCAUGCAGCGACAGUGUGAGACUGAACAGAUAGAAGAAAACCUCAGUGUAGUCAACGAGAAACCACAAAGAGGCCUCUUCAAGGGGCCCUACGAGUACUACGCCUGGAGGAGGAUGCUGUCUGUAGUCCAACCAGCCACCUCACCUCUGACGCUGGAUCCAGAGACGGCUCACCGCAAUCUCCUAGUGUCUGAGGACUUGACCAGCAUCUCCUACAAGUCGAGUUUCUUCAGGAGGGUUCCGGACAGCCCCAAGAGGUUCUCUCAUUUUCAAGUAGUACUGACCAGAGAAGGCUUCAGUGAUGGCCACCACUAUUGGGAAGUUGGCGUAGAUGGGAAAAACCAAUGGACUGUAGGAUUGGCCAGAGGAACAAUAGAUAGGAAGCAGACAAGCCACAUUUUUGUACUUGAUGAUUACUGGGCUGUAUCGUAUGAAUUCCCCUAUGGCCUUUACUUAGUGACUGAGCCCAUUGAACUCCUCGGCAUCAAGAUCUCACUGAAGAGAGUUGGGGUGUACCUGGAUUAUGAGGCCGGUCAGGUUUCCUUCUAUGAUGCAGAGAAGAUGACCCAUCUCUACACCUACACCGCAACCUUCAGUGAGAAACUCUAUCCGUAUAUUGGGACCGCCAGUACUGAAGAGGCCCCAGUGAAAAUUGUCCAUGUCCAGCUGUGA
Molecule: messenger RNA, 2859 nt
Organism: Hyla sarda
Lineage: Eukaryota; Metazoa; Chordata; Amphibia; Anura; Hylidae
Product: nuclear factor 7, brain-like
Exons: 15
Coding region: 322-2859 (845 amino acids)
Molecular function (GO): protein binding; zinc ion binding
Source: RefSeq, a predicted model, not a curated record